Molecule: messenger RNA, 657 nt
Organism: Stylophora pistillata
Lineage: Eukaryota; Metazoa; Cnidaria; Anthozoa; Scleractinia; Pocilloporidae
Product: GFP-like fluorescent chromoprotein amFP486
Biological process (GO): bioluminescence; generation of precursor metabolites and energy
Source: RefSeq, a predicted model, not a curated record
AAAAUUACAUGAUGGUUCACGUGGGAUCAUCAUUAUCAAAAAUCACAUGAUGGUUCCCGUAGGAUAAUCAUCAUCAAUAAGUGUUUGUUUGUUCUAUUUAGCUUUAACAUCGAUCCACUCUAACACUGCAGUCAGUUCAGCUUGGUCGGCGACGGAGUGAACUACAACAGAUUAUCUCAAAUCGUAAUCAAGUUUGGAAAGUCAAGCCAUUUAUCCUCAACAUGUCUCAUUCAAAGCAAGGCAUUACAAAAGACAUGACUAUGAAAUAUAAAAUGGAGGGCUGUGUAAAUGGACACCCCUUUACGAUCAGAGGAAAUGGAAACGGAAACCCUUACGAAUCCAUGUUUCAUGGCGUAAACUUUCCUGCUGACGGACCCAUAAUGAAAAAAGAGACCACUGGUUGGGACCCGUCCUUUGAAAAAAUGACUGUCUCUGAAGGGCUGUUGAAAGGCGAUGUGACUAUGUUCCUUGUGCUCAAAGGAGGUGGUUACCACAAAUGCCAGUUUCACACUACUUACAAAACAAAGCAGCCGGUCACACUGCCCCCAAAUCAUGUUGUAGAACAUCGCAUUCUCAGGACCGGUGAUGGCGACAAAAUCAACCUGGUAGAAACUGCUGAGGCUCAUGUUAACCCUUUGUAGGUUAAAUAACUCUUUG